GUAUUUUCACGCUGGAGAGCCUGCGACGGCCCUCGCCAGAGUACCAGAGGAAGAGCUGCAGAAACGGGAGGCUGGCUUCGGCCCCCUAGUGCAGAUGCACGACCAGACCCCUGGCGAGUGCAUUCUCAUUCCGGACGGUCACUGGCACUGCACUUACAACUCCACGGAGCACUUCACCUUCGGCGUGGGUGGCAUGGGAAGGAUCGGCAGCGUCAGCGAGGCGCUUGCUGCUGAAGGCGACGUCGAUGCUCUGCGCCAGUCCCCGGCCGAAGUGCUGCAAGCAGAAGCGCCGCAGCUGCUGAGCACUUCUGCCGAGCAGGGGCAGCUUUCCGUGCUGAAGUUCCUCGUCCACGAUCUCGGGGCCCGGUUUGACAAGCUCAACCAGCAGGAUAUCACCCGUGCAGCACCCAUCUGCUUCCAUAUGAUCUACGGCUUAGCAGCUGAAUGUCUGGGUUCGAGCAGUGGCUGGUCGGUUGCCACUAACCAUGCAAUUAUGCCGCUGCGUGUGAUCGUGGUAGAUUUAUUGGCGCCCACGACGAAGAUAAGGACGCAGGAAGAAGAAGAGCAGUAA
Molecule: messenger RNA, 571 nt
Organism: Symbiodinium sp. CCMP2456
Lineage: Eukaryota; Dinophyceae; Suessiales; Symbiodiniaceae
Source: the annotation of a GenBank genome assembly